This is a messenger RNA of Galleria mellonella (greater wax moth), 6067 nucleotides long. RefSeq names its product SH3 and multiple ankyrin repeat domains protein 3 (gene Prosap). The transcript has 25 exons. The coding region runs from base 295 to 4065 and encodes 1256 amino acids. Lineage: Eukaryota; Metazoa; Arthropoda; Insecta; Lepidoptera; Pyralidae. Gene Ontology annotation, cellular component: dendritic spine; postsynaptic membrane; postsynaptic density. Gene Ontology annotation, molecular function: ionotropic glutamate receptor binding; synaptic receptor adaptor activity. The record is from RefSeq and is a predicted model, not a curated record.
GAUACCGGCCAGUCGCGAAUCCGGCUUGUAAGCGGUCGCUUCUUUGCGCCCCGGCUGUUGUCGAUUGAAAAACAUUAAUCACAUUAUUGUAGCAGUUUUGAUAUCUUAUCGGAGACCUAGUGCACAGGUUGCGUGGCUCUGUUGUGCUCAUACAACGCGAGUGUUGUUUUGUAUUUAAUUCAUACAGUGUUGGAUUGUUGCAGUGGAGUUAGGGGGUAGAGUUUUUCGUGUGUAAGAGUCGUGUUGUUGUGGAGCAAGGGACUGGAGUGAGGCGUGUUAAGAUGGCGUAGCGUAAUGGAGGGGGAGUGCUCAGAGGGCGCGGAGGGGUGGCUGUUAGUGCGCGUGCACGUUCCAGAGCUGAACGUGCAGAAGAGCCUCCAGUUUCCUAGAGACCAACUCGUUUGGGACGUCAAGCAGCAGUGCCUUGCCGCCUUGCCUAAGGUGGCCACUUGGUACAGGGAGCUAAAGGAGAGCUUCAACUAUGGUUUGUUCUGCCCUCCUGUCAACGGCAAAGCCGGCAAGUUCUUGGAUGAGGAACGCCGCCUCGGCGACUACCCCUUCAACGGACCUGUUGGAUACCUCGAGUUAAAAUAUAAACGACGUGUUUACAAAAUGCUGAAGUUGGACGAGAAGACGCUGAAGACGCUGCACUCACGAGCGAAUCUGCGACGGUUUCUCGAGCACGUCACACAUUCACAGCUCGACAAGAUAACCAAGGCCUGCGCUAAAGGACUGGACCCCAACUUCCACUGUCAAGACACUGGUGAGACACCUCUAACCAUCGCAGCCGGUCUAAAAUCGCCAGGGAAGGUAUUAAUAGCGCUUGUAAACGGUGGCGCCCUCCUCGACUAUCGGACAAAGGAUGGCAGCACUGCAAUGCAUAGAGCUGUGGAAAAGAACUCUCUAGAAGCAGUAAAGACUCUGCUGGAACUUGGUGCUUCGCCCAACUACAAGGAUGGAAAAGGCCUCACUCCACUGUACCUGUCGGUCACGAAUAAGACCGAUCCGCUUUUGUGUGAAACGUUGUUACAUGAUCAUGCGACUAUUGGAGCGACAGAUUUACAGGGUUGGCAGGAAGUGCAUCAGGCAUGCCGCAACGGCCUAGUCCAAAACCUGGACCACCUACUGUUCUACGGCGCGGACAUGAACGCGCGCAACGCGUCCGGCAACACGCCGCUGCACGUGUGCGCCGUGAACGCGCAGGACUCGUGCGCGCGCCAGCUGCUGUUCCGCGGCUGCGACAAGGAGGCGCUCAACUACGCCAACCAGACGCCCUACCAGGUCGCCGUUAUAGCAGGCAAUUUGGAAUUAGCUGAAGUUAUAAAAAAUUACAAGGCCGAUGAAGUCGUGCCGUUCCGCGGACCACCGAGGUACAACCCGAAGAGACGCUCGGCCGCGUGGGGAGGCUGGUGGACCGCCGGAGACAGGUCCUCGCUGGCUUCCUCCACGAGGAUACCAGCGGAGUUUGACGCUAUCCUGCGUCGGCCUGGUGGCUCGACAGCGUCCCCGUGCAGUCUAGAAAGGCCCUUCUCGUCGGCCUCUUCCAGCAUCAGCGACGCGAGCCAUCCGAGUCACGAGGACGACGCCAGUAUCCUCACAGAUAAGAGCGCGGGCGACACUAGCGACAUCAUAUCGGACUCGAGUGGCGUCGGCACCAGCAACUCGGACACGACCACGUGCUCGCUGCAGCUCAGCACCACCGUCGUGUGCCUGCAGCCCUACGAGCCCACCGCGCCCGGCCACCUGCGCCUCGCGCAGGGCGACAUCGUCGAAGUGGUGGGCGCGACGGACGAGGGCCUGCUGGAGGGCGCGGUGCGCGGCGCGGCGGGCGCGGGCCGGCCGGCCGGCCUGUUCCCCGCGCGCUGCGUGCAGGAGGUGCGCCUGCGCCACGCCAACAACCUGCACCAGGUGCUUGCAUCAGGACCAAUCCACCAUUCUAGAGUAACUGGCAGAAGAGAAAUGGCAUUGAGCAAAACAUAUAGCGCCACAGCGCCUAGAAUAAAGAAAACGCCGGGCGGCGGCGCGGCGUGCGCGCGCACGGUGGUGCUGCACCGCGCGCGGCGCGGCUUCGGGUUCGUGCUGCGCGGCGCCAAGGCCUCCUCGCCGCUCAUGGAGCUGCGGCCCUCCGAGCGCUGCCCCGCGCUGCAGUACCUCGACGACGUGGACGCGGGCGGCGUCGCCGACCGCGCCGGCCUGCGCAAGGGCGACUUCCUCGUCGCGAUAAACGGCGAGGACGUGUCGGCGGCGUCGCACGAGCACGUGGUGGAACUCAUACGCAGCUCCGGAGCGCUCGUCUCCAUGACUGUUGUCUCGUUGAACAGCGCGCCUGGUAACAACGAGAACAACACGUGUACGGUACCGACGAGCAAGUCGCAGAACCAACUGUCCAGCUCCGGGCGGCCGUACGCCGCCACGCUGCCCAGGAAAGCUGCCGGUGGCCGCAGCCCGGCGCCGGCGCCGCCGCGCCGCGACCCGCGCACCACGCUCAGCGUGGGCCGCGCCCGCGCCAAGUCCAUGGUCGCCGGGCUCGAAAAUGGCGGUGAAAAAGAAGAGAGUUGCGAGCCGCUGAGCGUGGCUGGCAAGUCUUCAUCGGCCGAGUCUGUGCAGCUGCAUGGCGGUAGUAAUUGCGGCACGCCGGUGUCGGGCACGCCGGUGGCGCCGCGCACGGCUUCCAUCCGGCAGCGGCCGGCGUCCUCGCGCAUUACGGCCGCCGAGCUGGAGGAGCUGUUCCAGCGGCAGGCCGACACCGACACCGACACGGACGCGCUGGGCGGGCCGAGCGCUAUGAUGACGCGGUCAGCAUUCCAGGGCGGCAACAACUCGCCGCCGUACUCGCCCGCGCGGCAGCGGGUCUACGCCUCCGUCGCGGAGAUGAAGCGCUCCAGGGGGAAGUCGUGGAGCAAGUCUACGGGGCGGUCGCUGCGGCGCGAGUUCCACUCGACGCCGGACCUGGCGGCCGAGCUGGCCGCGCACCCGCCGCGCACGCGCUCCAGCGAGGACGUGCACGCAGGCACGUCCCGCGUGCCGCCGCCGGCGCACCCGCCGCCGCCGCCGCCGCCGCCGGGCGCGCCGGCGUCGUCGUUCAGGCCGGCGGCGGCCGCCAAGUUGUACGCGGCGCCGCGCGACCUCGCGCCCGUCGGCUACCGGCCCGCCGCGCCCGCCGCCGCACCCGCGCCCGCGCCCGCCUCCGCCGCCGCUUAUGCCCACAUGCACGCCGGUCGCAAGGCGGCGUCGCUGCGUGCGUGGACGUCAGCGGACGGGCCCGCGCCCGCUUCCGCUCCCGCCUCCGCUCCCGCUCCGCACUACGCGCAGCCCAUCAUCGCGCACAAAGGCUUUGUGCGACAGAACUCGACGCCGGCGCCGCCGAUCCCAGAACCAGACUACAGCAUGUCGGAGUCGGACGAGGACGAGCGCAAGCCGCGGCCCGAGCCCGCCGCGCUCGCAGAGACCAGCGCCAACAGCAACACCAGCGGCAGCAGCUCCGGCUCGAGCUCGAUGCAGCACUCGUUCUCCGUGGACGAGAUCCAGAAGAUCCGCACGCGGCUCAAGUCGUCCAAGUCGUGCGGCGACGAGCUCGCGAGCGGCGGCGAGCGCGACGACGGCGACAACUCGUCGUCGGGCGUGUCGUCCGACCAGGAGGCGCAGGCGCGGCCGCCGCGCCGCGACAAGGUGUCCUUCUGCAGCUCGGUGACCGUGAAGUCGUCCAACGACGUGAUCAGCACCGAGCCCGUGCACUCGUCGUCCGAGAGCCUGGCGCCGCCGCCGCCCAUGCAGCGCCACAACUCGCUGACCAGGAAGCGCGCCACCGCCGCCCUGCUGCGCGGCUCGGUGGGCGCGGCGCGCGGCCGCUCGGCCGCCGAGCGGCUCGGCGUGGACGUGGACAAGGCGCCGGGCCGGCGGCGCGCCGCCGUGCUGCUGGCCGAGCUGCCGCCGCCGCCCGAGGAGGCGGCCGCCGCGCCGGCGCCCGAGCCGCCCGCGCCGCCGCUGCUGGCGCCGCCGCCGCAGUUCAGCGACCGCGUGCGGGUGGUGUCCGCGCUGCCCAAGCAGCUGGCGCACCUGCAGUAGAGCGCGCCCUUAUGAACCGUAGCCUAGCACGUUCCCCUCGGACACCUCGCGCACGAGCGGGGACCUUUUGUAAUCGAGCGACUAAAUGAAACCAAAGAUUUAUAGUAUUUAUUGUUGAGGAGUUAACACUGAUAUAGUUGAAACUAAUUUUUAUACAUUCCCCUAUUACCUUAAUACUGUUAGAAUUAUUUUUAAUACGUAUCGUAUGUAUGUAGUCUCCGACGUGUCAAAUGUGUUAUUGUAAUUAUGUCGUCCCCUCUACUUGUUUAGUUUUACGUUGUGUUAUCCCCCCUCCCCCUGUUACGAAGCAACCGAGUGCCAUCGUGUCUAUGUUAUUGAAAUAUUUUUAUAUAUAUAAUAAUGUCUGUAAAUAUUUUUAAAUAGCUACAUUGUAACGAGACAAAUGAGUGGACUGUGCACGUGCAACCACACAAAGAAUAUCCGGCCAACAUGUUAUUGUAUUUGAAACACAAUAUAUAUAUGAAUUAAAUAAAACUUAUCGAUGAAUAAAUAUUAUAUAUAUUUGAGUAACGCCCACGUCCGCCAACGAAUAUUACCGAUUAUGUUUCCCUCGUACGUCCUAUUGAAGUGCGCCCGCGCCGGUUCACUCUAGUCUUGGCACACAUUCAAAGAUUACUUUAAAGGCUCCUGGGCCCUUAACUAUGUGUUCUCUUACAAGACUAGUGUUUAUUAUUAUUAUUGUCAAACGCACCAUCAUUCGUCCAUUCCAUGAUAUUGUAAAUUUUAUACUAAUCGAACACAUCCGUGCAUCAUUAAUAAGUAGAUAUAGCUGUAUCACGGCCGACAAUGAAAGUAUGUAACACCAAUAUAAAAUUUUUAUAUUCCUCUAUCGAUUUUGUAUCUUAAUAUAAAGAGAAUUAGGUGCAUUAUAUUGUCAUUUACAUCUCGAUAUGCAGGAACUCUAAUGUAACAACACGUCGAAUUCUGUACGUCGACGACAUUUACAACUAUUCACUGUAAUUAUCGUCAAAUUCCACUUGUACCGUUUUACUACGUUUAUAAAUAUCGACUUAACCUCCCUUAAUAUUUCAUUUUACGGUAUCGACGUUAUAGAGUUCUGUGUGUUGCACACUGAGCGUACAAUUGCCUACUACCCGCUUCUAUAAGCAGCCUAAUUAGAUAGAUUUCAAUUCUUCAUUUUGCCAUUGUUAAUAGAUAAUUAAAAAUUUGAACAAACUCGAAUUCGUGCUGUAUCCGGCUCGAUUAACGCUAGUUAAAGGAAUAAUAAACUCUUAACAGCAAAAUAUAAAAUAUAAUUCCUUCGUAUGUAAACGUUAAAAGUUCUAGUGAAUUUUAAAGUAUAGCGUAAUUCGAGUGGACGGUGGCACAGCACCGCCGUGUCUGUUGACUUGAGCCUUUACCGUUUAAUUAGCACAAUGAAAUUAAUUUUUAUUAUCGGAUUUGUAUUAUUUUGUUAUAAUCGUCUCGUCAUUAUAUUAAGUUGUAUAAAUGUAAUGUCUACAUAAGGCGUAGCUAGGUAGUGGUAAUUAUAUUAGGGAAAUUCGAUCGUAGAGGUUAACUGGCGAUUAACUGGGAGCGGCGGGGCUUCCGAUCUCGGCCGAUUUAUUCUCGGUCUGGAUAUAGACGCAUUUGUUCGUAACAUACCCUGCAGAUACAAUUUUUAAUUGAGCUUGUGUGCGAGACGCGUGCGAGUGCUGCGUAUCAACGUACGCGCACGCACUUGCACGCGUUCAUCAUUGUGAUCAUGCUGUCCUUGUUUACAUAAUGUAAAUUUGUACAAUAUAAAAAGAGACAGACUGAUCUGAUGUGCGAAUAAUCGAACACAAUUGUUUUAAUACAGGAGGGUAAUGAAUGUGCCAUUUUAGACCGACAAUGAAUGGAGCUAGUUGGAUUGUGGGCUCGCGCCGUUAUUUUGUAUGUUUCCUAUCCAUUGUGUUUUGCGUUUCAUUUGAAUCUCAGUAUGAAAUGUGUAACACCUUGAUAUACUUUCAAAUGAAAAUUAAAUGUUUCAUCACUACUA